CUUCUUCCUCGCGCAAACGGCAAUCCCUAGGCUCUCGAAUCCAUGGAAGCUCCAGGAGAGCUCUUGCUCCUUUCCAUGGCGGCCUUCGCCACCGCCCACCCCGGGGAGCGCGCUUCUAUACAAGCUGCCCUCGGCUCCCUUCCGAGGGCUCCGAGUUCAACCAUGUACUACCGCUUCGGCAGCCAUGGACUCCAAGUUUUGGGAGAGAAUCGCGAGCCCAGCGCCAGCGGUGGAGGCGGCCAAGCGCAGGCGACGCAGCAACAGCAAGGCACCAGCAGCGGCGUCGCGGACAACCGCCGCGAACAUGCAUUCGAUUUUGGGGUCGGAAGCAGCAGCAGCAGCAGCGGCCGCAGGCAUGCCAUGGGCGCCGCACCAUCCGUAGCAACAGGGAUCAGUGGAAGUAAGCGCGUCGCGCGCGAGGAAGGUGGCCAUAGCUGUGGGUUCGAGUUCGAGGGCAGCGAUCAGGGGAGGCAUGCCGCGCGAGGCCAAGCAUGCGGCCUCGGUGGACUUGAUCAAGGCCCCAGCGGUGGCAGCGCGCAUGAUGAGGAUGCCCGCGGCUAUGGAUUUGGGGACGCGCGCUGCGUUGGCCAGCGCAAGGACGCCGCACCAACCCACCAACUACGCAUCGGCGCCGGGCGUGAUCAGGGACGUAGCGUCCGCCUCCGCCGCGAUGCGCGUGAGGAUGGCCGCGGCCGCAGGCUCGAGGAGGGGAACCGCGCCGGUGAUGGCUAUGUCGCUGCUUCGGUUCAAGCCCAUGGGGAUGCAUGCGUGGAGGAUCAGGGAGCCGGUUCGAGCUCAGUUCAGCAACUUCCCAGCAGCGUGGAUGGAAGCGACGGGAUGAUCGCGUUUGAGGUUGGCAAAGAGCUCACUCUACAUGGAUCAGUUGUCUCUAGUCCUUGGAAUGAACUAUGGCUGGGAAAACCUCUCAUCUUUCAUGAUCUGGACCUUGUUCGUGCAAUGAAAGAUCAAGGUGGCAUGCCCAAUGAAAGAAUCGACUUGUCAGGUAAAAUAACAUCGAUUCUCCUCUCUCAUCCUGGCCCUGUUAGUUAUUUCAGAAUUGAUUCAUCUGUCAUCAACAAUGGUGCUCAACAGAAGAUUGAGGAGUGGUGUGAUGUUCUAAGAAAGAAAAAUGUGGAGACAGUGGUGAUGGCAAACUGUCAAUGGCCAUCCCACCCUAUUGAGUUCCCACUUCAAAGUCUUAAUUGCUCAAGCCUUAGGACUCUGCAUCUCUGCUUUUUCAACAUCCCUGAUAUGUACCUCGAUCAUGUUUCAAGUCUUGCUGUCAUAGAUUUGGCAUGCUGCAGAAUAAGCGACGAGAAUUUGUUUGCUCUAGUUUGCCAAUGUGUCAGCCUUAGGGAGCUUGACAUUGGCAUGUUCAGUGAGGGAAAGGAGCGAAUCCGAUCAGAGAGCCUUAAGUUCCUCCAAAUUUGGCGGUCCAGUGUUAGUCACAUUACAAUUCAAUGGGCACCAAAACUUGAGAAGGUCAUUAUUGGAGCAGCACAGGGAAUGAAAUCUUUCUCAAGUCGGACAUCGUCUUCCACAUGGAUAAGUAUUCUUGGAGCUCCUAUGCUUCGAGAAGUAUGGUUCAACUUGUCAAGUCAGACUAGAAGCAUCGACAAUGUUUACUUAGAUGUGGGCCAUGUGCCUAUUACAAGUCUUAGAAAACUUGAGCUGAGUAUUGCUUUCAAAGAGAGAAAGGGCAGACAUGCAUUGUUGAAUUUCUUCAGAUCUUGUACAGAACUGAAAGAACUUGUCCUUUGGAGAGAAGAUAAGGUAUACUUUGAGGAGGAAUGUGACGUUCAUUCUGAUGAUUGGUCAUCUGCAUUGAAAGACAUAGCUUGCCUAAAGUCACAUCUACAAGUUCUCAAGUUGUUUGACUAUGGUGGAGGCGAAACUGAAAUUGCUAUUGCUUCCGCGGUGCUAGAACAUGGGGCUUCCAUAGAAAAUCUUACCAUUAUGUCUACAACAAGUAAUGCGGAUGACAUACUCUCUCAAGCAAAACAGAAGCUUGAGAAGGUUGAGAGGUUAUCACCAAACGCUAGGAUAAAUUUGAAGAAAGAGGAUAACUUUUGUGGUACUUGGAUAUGAAGGGAUCUGCAAAAAGUUGUCAGUUUGAAUGGUUAGUCCUAGUGAGAUAUUCUGCAGUUACAAGACGAUACCAAAUGAAGCAUCAAAACAAGAUUCUAUGAAGACCAACUGAGUAGUCAUUUUACAUGGGUGGGUUCUGUGAAGAUGAAAAACUGAUAUCCUUGGUGUAAGCUUUCAUGGGUAACGAAUACAUGAUACCCGUUGACACCUUGUCCUGAAAAGAUGUACACUAUGUUGUGGCUGCUCUCAAUUUUGUAAACCUGGAGAUAGCCUUUAGCUUAGCAACUGUGUUACUAAAAAAAUGUCUAGUAUUCUGACCUGAUA
This is a messenger RNA of Oryza sativa Japonica Group (Japanese rice), 2412 nucleotides long. NCBI's taxonomy places the organism in Eukaryota, Viridiplantae, Streptophyta, Magnoliopsida, Poales, Poaceae. The record is from RefSeq and is a predicted model, not a curated record.